AUGGCUAUCCUGCGCUUCCUCCGCUCCGUCAUCUUAGGCCUCUCCUUGACGGCAGUCAGUGCCGUUACUGUCAACGAAACAUCGACCUCGUUCAGUUUUGCGAAUGAUCGAAUUACAUUCAACGUCGUCAAGAGCAAUGGUUACAUUCGGAACCUCCUCUUUGACGGCAUCUCCGUACUCGGAACUCUUUCCGGGAACGCAGGACAGCUUUACUCGGACUUCCCGUCAAACGUAUUCGCACUUACGGCUAGCCCGACCACGGAGAUUGUCCAAGGGCAGGACUACGCGGGGAUCGUCGUCACGGACAACGACACCUCCACAGGAUCCCUAGUACAACGCUCAUGGUUCCUCCGCGACGGAGAAACUGGCCUCCAUUCGUUCAUCCGACUGGCAUACCACAACGCCACUGGCCCUUCGAAAGGUCAGUUGGGCGAAGUGAGGACGAUGUUCCGGCCGCACGGCGGCCCUUGGACGACGCUCGUCACGAACAAGGAGCAAUGGGCUCCCAUACCUGGAGCACAGGCUUUCGCCGAAGAAGUGCAGGUUCAGGAUGCCACGUGGUACCUGGGGCUCACACCGGACGAUCCAUACGUCCAACAGGAGUCUGACUACUUCACCAAAUACUCCUUUGCCGACAACCAGACUAACAAGGCCCAUGGUCUAUACGGUCAAGAUACGAACGGCACACCCAUUGGUGCUUGGUGGGUGGUCAACCAGAAGGAUACGUUCUUCGGAGGUCCUUUCCACGACGAUUUGAUGGUGGACGGCAUCAUUUACAACAAGCAGUCUACAAGCCACGGCGGUGCAACCUCUCCAAAUAUCACAAAUGGCUUUGACAGAACCUUCGGUCCUCAGUUCCUGUACCUGAACCGAGGGGAGAAUCAGACAUUGCAAGACCUCUUAGCGGACGCAGAGCAAUACGCCAACCCGGCUUGGAAUGCGCAGUUUUAUGACGAGAUUGCGCCACACGUGGUAGGCUACGUACCCACCUCCCAACGUGGCUCACUCUCCGCCUUUUUGAAUGUCCCGCAUGGAGCAAAGAAUGUCAUAGCCAUCCUGAGUGCCAACGGCGUGCACUUCCAGGACAGCGCAGUGGUGUAUGGCGCGUAUCAAUACUGGGUUACCGACGUUCAGAAUGGCGUCGUGAACAUAGAUCGUGUGAAGGCUGGGACCUAUCGCCUUACGGUCGUGGCAAGUGGUAUCUUCGGGGACUACGUCCAAGACAACAUCGUCGUCAAUCCCGGCAGAACCACUCAUGUGAAGGCGACAUGGAUCCCCGAGUCUGCUGGAACUGAGCUGUGGCGAAUUGGGGUGCCUGACAAGAGCUCGGGGGAGUUUAGGAACGGCUUUGAACGGGACUUGACGCGCCCCAGGCAGCCAGAGAAGUACAGGAUCUAUUGGGGCGCGUGGGACUUCCCGACCGAGUUCCCGGGAGGGGUCAACUACACUGUUGGUAAGAGUGUCGACAGCAAGGACUGGAAUUACAUUCACUGGUCGCAGUAUGGUCCAACCUACACGAGGAAUGAAACCGUCACAGACAUCAAUCGCUGGACGAUCAACUUCCCUAUUGACCCACACACAGCGCGUAAGCUUACCAGCCGUUCCGUCGCGACGUUCACGGUUCAGCUCGCUGGUGCGGAGACCACCGCCGGGAAUACGGACGCUGAUCAAGGAGCAUGGCCGGACUUCCCUUUCAAUGUAUACGUGAACAGCCAAACCGACCCACUCGUAUGGACCAUCCAGCAUUGGGAUAGCAGCAGCUGCGGGGCGCGAUCUGCCAUCUCUUGCCACCUGAUCUCCAACAAGUUUCAGUUCUCUGGGACCCUCCUCCAGGAGGGCGACAACAGUCUGGUGUUGGAGCUUCCUCACGCGGCUGCAGUGUAUGUUCAAUACGAUGCCCUGCGCCUCGAACUGCAAUAA
Dichomitus squalens LYAD-421 SS1 is the source of this 1920-nucleotide messenger RNA. RefSeq names its product rhamnogalacturonan lyase. The record is from RefSeq and is a predicted model, not a curated record. The coding region runs from base 1 to 1920 and encodes 639 amino acids. The transcript has 23 exons. Gene Ontology annotation, biological process: carbohydrate metabolic process. Lineage: Eukaryota; Fungi; Basidiomycota; Agaricomycetes; Polyporales; Polyporaceae. Gene Ontology annotation, molecular function: catalytic activity; carbohydrate binding.